Molecule: messenger RNA, 1162 nt
Organism: Styela clava
Lineage: Eukaryota; Metazoa; Chordata; Ascidiacea; Stolidobranchia; Styelidae
Source: RefSeq, a predicted model, not a curated record
UAUUAAUUGUGCACUGAUAAUAAUAUAUAUUCAGACAAAUAUGAGAUACAGGCUAGGAAUAUGCGUAGCGAUUUUACCUAUUAUCAUAUGCGGCGUAAUCUAUCAUAAGAAAAAAGGCUCAGUUUUGCCCGAAGUUGUGAGACAAGCUACUCAACAGCUAACCAAUAUGAUAAAAUACGCGUCGGUGGAAAACAGCGUUUUUAGCGACAGAAAACUUCUAAAUAAUUGGCCCAAGUGGACGAAAAAAAUGAUGAUGCAGCCUUGGAUGGAUUCAGAGAACAAAAACAGCACAGAUGAAAUAAAAGGUGAACAAAAGAGACUUCCAACGGUGAUUGGUAUCGGCGUCCGCAAAUGUGGAACGACCGCAUUCCAUAACUUUAUGCGCAUCCAUCCACAAUUUAAACCUGCAGAAGGCGAAGUUCAUUUCUUCGACUCGGACUUCUAUGAUGAAGGAAAGGAGGCUUACAGCUUCAAAAUUCGAUUUGCUGACGUCGUGUUUUCUUCUAUCUAUCUAUGUGCGUUGUGUGUGCCGAGCAGAAUCAUGAUAUGCUACCAAAGCCAAAAUAAUUAUCAUUCUCUGCGAUCCGGUAUUACGAGCGUUCUCGGACUUCUUUUUCCUAAAACGGCAGAAAGACCUUACAGACGUAAAUGGGUCAGCAAGUUUAAAAGCUUCGACUCUCAUAUCAAUUCAGCGAUUAACGACAUUUUGAAAAUCCAAGAAAACCCGCUGAAAACACUCGGGUACGGCACUUUCGAGUCUUUUGUUCGAAAUUCGUGGAACGAAAGAACAUUUCAACUUACAAUUCUAACACACGGGAUGUAUUACUACCACUUGAAGACGUGGUUCAAUUUUUUUCCUCCUUCGCAAAUCCACAUUGUCGACGGAGAGAAUUUAAUCAAAAAUCCAGUCUACGAACUCAAAAAAGUAGAACAAUUCCUAGGUAUCAGUGACGUCAUAAACGACAAAUUGUUCCGUUAUGAUAGCACAAAAGGCUUUUAUUGCCUCACAGAAGGCGAAUGCCUCGGAAAACAUAAAGGUGUUUCAAGGCAAGCUGGUGGUCCAGAGAUGUCUGAAGAAGAUAAACAUAAAUUGAGUUUGUUUUUUAAGCCGUUUAAUCAAAGAUUGUUUGAGCUAUUAGACAAUAAAUUUGAUUGGACGUGA